CCCGAUAUUUCCUCCUACCCCCAAAUAUUGCCGCACCGUCAUCCUCGUCGUCCUGCAUCCUCGCCUUGGGGGAGCCGCGCCGGGAGCCAGGCGGGGAUCCACGCCGCCCGCGAUUCUUCGUCGACGAGGGGGAGCCGCGCCGGGGAUCCAGGAGGGGAUCACGCUGCCCGACGAUUCGUCCUCAACGAGGGGAGCGCUCCGGAGCGGGCUCGACUGCGAUUCAUCCUCGGCGACUGGAGGCGCUGCGAAGGGAGGCACGACUCCACGCGGGGCCCUGCACUCCAGUGGUGCACCGAAGGUGCUGCAUCCUCGUCAAGGUUCCAUAUUUUGGGAGCUAUGGUGAUUCAGUUAUCGAGACGCAGGCAGUCUGUGUUGAACCUGUGCAGUGUUUUAGGGACCAUUACUAAAUCCCCUAUUGAGGUGACACCAAAGCUCAUUUAAAGCUUUGAAACAAGACUUUGGAGCACAACACUUCUCAAGCAUCCAGCUCAUGCAAAGCCACGAUGGCGAGAAGCAGCACCUGUUCAAACCAGAAGAUGCAAAACCACUACGUGAAUGCACAUUCUACUACCUACUGACACACGCAUGCAAUAAAAAGUACAAUACCCUUGUAGACAUAAAAAAAAUACUAACCAUGCAUGGUGUCACCAUUGGAUUCUAUCAGUGAAGAUGUUGUUUAUGGUUUAAAAUAAUAGCUAUAUUCGAUGAAGAAUAUGAACAGAGCUAUUAGUUUUUAGAUUAUUAUAUGUUUUAGAAUGACAGUCAAUCAGUCUUCUUUUAUUUAUUUCUACUUUAAACCUAAAUUUAGAGUUUUAUUUGAGAUUUACUUAUAAAUCUGAGCUGUUCUACAUUCAUACGGAUGUGAAACACCCCGUCCAUUCACUCACCCACACACCCGCUGUCCCGUUAAAAAAAAGAGAGAACAUAUUAGAAGGUAAAGUAGAGCACGGAACUAGCAGUGACAGACUGUAACACUAGAGCAAGUCAAAUGCUCGUUCGCUACUACCACUGGCAUUGCACGUGCGCUGCUUGCUAGCUUCGGCGCUCGUUCGCUGCUUUGUUGGCGCCUGGUCCAAAAAAUGAGAUGCUGCUACAAAAAAUGAGAUGCCUGCUUUGUUGUGGCCUGGUCCAAAAAAUGAGAUGCCGUCCUUGGCAUAUGCGUGGUGCAUGCCCAGCUUGACCACUACUGUACUUGAUCUGCUGACCAGAUGCCAAGACUCUGGGAGCGCAAGCAACGAGAUGGCAUUGGACGCGGGCGUGCGGCGUGCAUCAGCAGGGACGGCGGCGUCAGCGCGUGCGUCACCACCCGUCGAACCCCUCUAUAAAGAAACGCCGCCACCGGGAGCCGCGAGAGCAGGGCAGAGCAGAGCAGAGCGUGCUCCGCGUCGUCUGUGCUCGCGCACCCUGUAUGUAGGUAGCGUGCAGUGGCAGUGCAGGAGCAAGGACAGGAGGCGGUGGUCGCCGAUCGAGGCUGCGGAGGAGGAGACCAGAUGGGGAAGGCGGUGGUGGUGGCGGUGAACGGCGAGCGGUACGAGGCCGCCGGCGUGGACCCGUCGGCGACGCUGCUCGAGUUCCUGCGCACCCGGACGCCCGUCAGGGGCCCCAAGCUCGGCUGCGGCGAAGGUGGCUGCGGAGCAUGCGUGGUCCUCAUCUCCAGGUACAACCCAGCCACCGACGAGGUGACCGAGUUCUCGGCGAGCUCCUGCCUCACGUUGCUCCGCAGCGUGGACCGUUGCUCGGUGACCACCAGCGAGGGCAUCGGCAACACCAGCUAUGGCUACCACCCCGUGCAGCAGCGCCUCGCCGGCUUCCAUGGCUCCCAGUGCGGCUUCUGCACCCCGGGCAUGUGCAUGUCCAUCUUCUCCGCUCUGGUCAAGGUCGACAAGGAGGCCAGCCGUCCUGACCCACCCCCGGGCUUCUCCAAGCUCACCACCUCAGAGGCUGAGAAGGCCGUGUCUGGCAACCUGUGCCGAUGCACAGGCUACAGGCCCAUAGUCGACGCCUGCAAGAGCUUCGCGGCCGACGUCGACCUUGAGGACCUGGGUCUCAACUGCUUCUGGAAGAAGGGCGACGAACCUGCAGAUGUCAGCAAAUUACCAGGCUACAACAAUGGCGCCAUCUGCACCUUCCCAGAGUUCCUCAAAUCCGAGAUCAAGAGCUUGAUGGAGAACACGUGUAGUCCUCCAGUGGCAGUCUCCAAUGGUGGCUGGUAUCACCCUAAGAGCAUUGAAGAGCUUCAAAGGGUGUUCAACUCCAAUUGGUUUGAUGAAAAUUCUGUGAAGAUUGUGGCUUCAAACACUGGGUCUGGAGUGUACAAGGAUCGGGACCUGUAUGAAAAGUACAUCGACAUUAAGGGAAUCCCAGAGCUUUCAGUCAUCAACAGAAACAGCAAGGGAGUUGAGCUUGGAUCAGUCGUGUCCAUCUCUAAAGCCAUUGAGGUGUUGUCAGAUGGAAAUCUGGUCUUCAGAAAGAUUGCCAAUCACCUGAACAAAGUGGCUUCACCGUUUGUUAGGAACACUGCAACCAUAGGUGGAAACAUAAUCAUGGCACAGAGGUUGCCAUUCGAAUCGGACAUUGCAACCAUACUACUAGCUGCAGGUACUACAGUCACUAUCCAGGUGGCUACCAAAAGGCUGUGCCUCACUCUGGAGGAGUUCUUGCAGCAGCCUCCAUGUGAUUCUAUGACCCUGUUGCUGAGCAUAUUUAUCCCCGAUUGGGGUUCAGAUGGCAUCACCUUUGAGACUUUCCGAGCAGCGCCUCGUCCAUUUGGCAAUGCUGUCUCAUAUGUCAAUUCUGGUUUCUUGGCAAGAACUUCAGUGGAUGCAGCCUCAGGUGAGCAUCUCAUUAAGGAUAUAUGCUUGGCAUUCGGGGCUUAUGGAGUUGAUCAUGCCAUCAGAGCUAGGAGGGUAGAGGAUUUCUUGAAGGGAAAAUUGGUGAGCUCGUCUGUUAUACUAGAAGCAGUUCAGAUGCUUAAAGAGACUGUUACACCAUCAAAAGACGUAACACAUCCUGAGUAUAGAAUCAGCUUGGCUGUCAGUUUCUUGUUCACUUUUUUAUCAUCCUUCACCAGCAGCUUCAAUGAACCAGUAAAGGUUAAUGUUACCAAUGGGUCAUAUACUAAUGGAACUACAAAUGGUAGCACUGAGUACUCACCGGAGGAACAUCGUAAUACUGACAGUUAUGAUUUGCCAAUACACUCAAGACAAGAAAUGGUUUUCAGUAAUGAAUACAAGCCAGUUGGCAAGCCGAUCAGGAAAACAGGGGCUGAACUCCAAGCUUCGGGAGAGGCUCUGUAUGUUGAUGAUAUCCCUGCUCCUAAGGAUUGCCUCUAUGGAGCAUUUAUAUAUAGUACACACCCCCGUGCUUAUGUGAAGGGCAUCAACUUCAAACCGUCUUUGGCCUCACAGAAGGUUAUCACAGUCAUCACUGCAAAGGAUAUUCCAAGCGGAGGAGAAAACAUAGGAUCCAGCUUUCCAAGGAUGGGAGAUGAAGCACUUUUUGCAGACCAACUUGCUGAAUUUGCUGGACAAAACAUUGGAGUCGUGAUUGCUGAAACACAGAGUUAUGCUUAUAUAGCUGCAAAACAAGCUGUUGUUGAGUAUAGCACAGAAAAUUUGCAGCCACCAAUUCUGACCAUAGAAGAUGCCAUCCAACACAGUAGCUACUUCUCAACUCACCCAUUUUUAACUCCAAAGCCAGUUGGUGAUUACAACCAAGGGAUGUCUGGAGCUGAUCACAAAAUUUUAUCAGCAGAGGUAAAUCUUGAAUCCCAGUACUACUUCUACAUGGAGACACAAGUGGCACUAGCUAUUCCAGAUGAAGACAACUGCAUAACCAUCUAUUCAUCAACGCAAUUUCUUGAGAUCACACAAAAUGUGGUUGCAAGGUGCCUUGGCAUUCCAUUUCACAAUGUGCGUGUGAUUACCAGAAGAGUCGGAGGAGGCUUUGGUGGAAAGGCAAUGAAAGCAAUGCAUGUUGCAUGUGCAUGUGCUGUUGCCGCAUUCAAGCUGCAACGUCCUGUUAAGAUGUACCUUGAUCGCAAGACAGACAUGAUAAUAGCAGGUGGGAGACAUCCUAUUAAGGCUAAGUACUCAGUUGGAUUCAAGUCAGAUGGCAAAAUCACGGCCAUACACCUCAAUCUUGCUCUCAAUGCUGGAAUAACACUGGAUUUGAGUCCAUUUCUGCUGUCUACUAUCAUAGGUGGCUUCAAAAAGUACAACUGGGGUGCUCUUGCUUUUGACAUCAAGGUCUGCAAGACAAAUGUCACAUCCAAAUCAACAAUGCGGGCUCCUGGAGAUGUCCAGGGCUCUUUCAUUGCAGAAGCCAUCAUUGAGCAUGUUGCCUCGACGCUCUCGGUCGAUACAAACACCAUCAGGAGGAGGAACCUUCAUGACUUCGACAGCCUUGCAGUGUUCUAUGGAGAAAGUGCAGGUGACGCUUCUACCUACAGCCUGGUCUCCAUGUUCGAUAAGCUAGCAUCAUCUCCAGACUAUCAAUCUAGAGCUACAAUAGUAGAAUACUUCAAUAGCAACAACAAGUGGAAGAAACGCGGCAUCUCUUGUGUGCCAAUCACGUACGAGGUAAAUCUCCGUCCAUCUCCAGGCAAGGUGUCCAUCAUGAAUGAUGGUUCCAUCGCUGUCGAGGUUGGAGGAAUUGAGAUAGGCCAAGGCUUGUGGACGAAAGUGAAGCAGAUGACGGCAUUUGGGUUGGGAAAGCUGUGUCCUGAUGGCGGUGAAUGCCUCCUUGACAAGGUGCGGGUUAUCCAGGCCGACUCGCUGAGCAUGAUCCAGGGAGGAUUCACUGGUGGGAGCACCACUUCUGAAAAUAGCUGUGAAGCUGUUCGACAAUCGUGCAUUGAACUUGUUGAAAGACUGAAUCCCAUAAAGGAGAGUCUGGAGGCUAAGACUGGUACAGUGGAAUGGAGUGCCUUGGUUGCUCAGGCAAGUAUGGCGAGUGUGAACUUAUCAGCGCAUGCAUACUGGACCCCUGAUCCAACGUUCAAAAGUUACUUGAACUACGGAGUUGGCAUCAGUGAGGUUGAGAUUGAUGUCCUGACAGGAGCAACCACAAUCCUACGGAGCGACAUCAUGUAUGACUGUGGGCAGAGCCUGAACCCAGCAGUAGAUCUUGGCCAGGUAGAAGGCGCAUUCAUCCAAGGAGUGGGCUUCUUCACAAACGAGGAGUACAUGACGAACUCCGACGGCAUGGUCAUUCACGACAGCACAUGGACGUACAAGAUCCCCACAGUUGACACCAUCCCGAAGCAGUUCAAUGUCGAGCUCAUCAACAGCGCCCGCGACAAGAAGCGUGUCCUCUCUUCGAAAGCAUCGGGCGAGCCACCGCUCCUUCUCGCGUCCUCGGUGCACUGCGCGAUGAGGGAGGCCAUCAGGGCUGCCAGGAAAGAGUUCUCGGUAUGCACCGGCCCCACGAACUCCACCGUCACAUUCCGGAUGGAUGUGCCAGCGACGAUGCCUGUCGUCAAGGAGCUCUGUGGCCUCGACAUCAUCGAACGGUACCUCGAGAGCUUGAACGCCGGCCCAACCACCACGAAAGCAUAGAUCCAGCAGAAUGCAAGCUCCAUGCCCCUGCGGGUGGUUGAUAAUUAGUGUAAAAUAAAAAAUAGUGGCAUGUCUCGCUAAAUGCAACAGAAAUCCUUACCUAAGGAAUCGAAAUUAAGUUUGUUGAGCCUGCCUCAAACAAAUUGCUUUAAAGGGUCAGAAAUACAUCAGUGAUGCCUGAUGUGGAGAAGAAA
Panicum virgatum (switchgrass) is the source of this 5752-nucleotide messenger RNA. Its product is annotated as indole-3-acetaldehyde oxidase-like. NCBI's taxonomy places the organism in Eukaryota, Viridiplantae, Streptophyta, Magnoliopsida, Poales, Poaceae. The coding region runs from base 1491 to 5558 and encodes 1355 amino acids. The record is from RefSeq and is a predicted model, not a curated record. The transcript is spliced from 15 exons. Gene Ontology annotation, molecular function: FAD binding; iron ion binding; oxidoreductase activity.